Messenger RNA from Amaranthus tricolor (Joseph's coat), 684 nucleotides. RefSeq lists its product as uncharacterized. Bases 1 to 684 code for a protein of 227 amino acids. The record is from RefSeq and is a predicted model, not a curated record. Gene Ontology annotation, molecular function: nucleic acid binding. Lineage: Eukaryota; Viridiplantae; Streptophyta; Magnoliopsida; Caryophyllales; Amaranthaceae. The transcript has a single exon.
AUGGCUCCUACAAAAAACUUAAGUACACAACAAAGAGAACACAUAAUGCAGAAGCUGCUGUCUGCAUUAAAUAAGAAGGGCAAACCAGUGCUAGGCACAAUCAAUGCACUUGCGAUUGAGUUUCAAGUGUGUAGGAAAACAAUCACACGUUUGUGGAAUGAUGUCAAGAAGCAGAUGACAAACAACACCACAGUGAUUAACCUCAACAGUAAGAGAGGGGGCAGAGAAGCAGCAAACAAAAUAAAAUUCGAUGAAGAAAAAUUUAAGGCCAUUAAAUAUGAAAUCAAGGGUACUCAGCAUUCAGUAGCAAAGCAAAUGAAAGUGUCACAAUCAACGGUGUGUAGGUGGAAGAGGAACAAAGUCAUAAGAAGGCACACAAACGCAAUCAAACCGACUUUGAAUGAAAACAACAAGUUACACAGGUUAAGCUUUGCAUUAUCUAAAUGUGAAUAUGAUGAACAAAAUGAUGCAUUCAAAUUUAAGCCAUCUACUAACGUUGUUCACAUAGAUGAAAAACACUUCUAUCUAACCCGAGAGACACAGAGUUAUUAUCUAGCUCCGGGUGAAGUAGAACCAUAUAGAGAAUGUCAAUCAAAAAGGUUCAUACCAAAAAUCAUGUUUAUGUGUGCUGUUACAAAGCCAAUAUUUACAAAGUCAAUAUCAAAAAUCUGCUUACAAUGUUAA